AACUCUUUACCGACUCCCUCGAUGACUUGGUUGGUGAAGGCCACUUUGUCUCUCCCCACAUAUCGGUACCCGUAGCCUAUAAUCCCACCUUCUCUCUCUUGCAAGUCCGCCUUCCUCUGCUCUCUGUUCUUCCCUCUGUUCCAUUUCAACAACCCAGCAGCAACGUCUCUCUUGAAGCGUUUCUUUGCAACACCUUUUUGGUUUGUUUUUUAUGGUAUUUCCUUCUUCUCUCGAAAUAUACUCACGCCAAUUCCCGCUGCCUUUCCGGAACCAUACGGCGCGCAAUGGAAGGCGAAAAGCCAGUGAAUUUCUGGGGGAACAUGCCGGAGGAAGAGUAUUACACGUCGCAGGGUGUCCGAAACAGCAAGUCUUACUUCGACACUCCUAACGGGAAACUCUUCACCCAGAGCUUCCUGCCGUUGGAUCAAAAAGUCAAGGCCACUGUCUACAUGACCCACGGCUAUGGAUCGGAUACCGGUUGGCUGUUCCAGAAGAUUUGCAUCAACUUUACAACCUGGGGUUACGCUGUUUUUGCUGCUGAUCUUCUCGGACAUGGCAGAUCAGAUGGUCUGCGUUGCUACUUAGGUGACAUGGAGAAAGUUGCUGCUACAUCCUUAUCAUUCUUCAAGCACGUCCGCUACAGUGAGGAAUACAAAGACUUACCUGCAUUCCUCUUUGGUGAGUCCAUGGGUGGAGCAGCAACAAUGCUCAUGUACUUCCAAUCAGAGCCCGACACUUGGACAGGCCUGAUUUUCUCAGCCCCACUCUUUGUCAUGCCUGAGAACAUGAAACCGAGUAAGGUCCGGUUGUUCAUGUAUGGUCUGCUCUUUGGACUAGCCGACACAUGGGCAACAAUGCCUGAUAACAAGAUGGUUGGCAAGGCAAUCAAGGACCCAGAAAAGCUGAAGAUCAUAGCAUCAAACCCAAGGAGAUACACGGGGCCGCCGAGGGUUGGGACCAUGAGAGAGCUUGCUAGGGUGUGCCAGUACAUACAGGAUAAUUUCUCCAAGGUAAAGGCACCGUUUUUGACAGUCCACGGGACAAGUGAUGGAGUCACCUGCCCAACAUCAUCCAAGUUGUUGUAUGAGAAGGCAUCCAGUACGGACAAGAGCUUGAAGCUGUAUGAUGGGAUGUACCAUUCGUUGAUACAAGGGGAGCCUGAUGAGAACGCUGAUCUUGUGUUGAAGGAUAUGAGGGAGUGGAUUGAUGAGAGGGUUGAGAGGUAUGGCUCUAAAAAGUGUUAGUUUGUAGUAUUAAAGUUAAUGCCUUAAUUGGUCUUUAAUAAAGGGCGUUUUGGGGGAUGAAAAUGUGUUGAUUAAUUUGAGUUUUGAGGAAACAAAGAAGUCUCUCAACUUAAAUAUGGUUUAUGAUGAUCAAUAGACUUAUAAUGUGGUUUGUCAUGAUUGCGUAGUUGUAAACAUUUAGGUUGCGUUUGGUACGAGAGAAGUGGGAGCACAUUCCCUGCAAUGUGUCUAAUUAAAUUAUAUUAUAGUGUUUAUUUUGCAA
Messenger RNA from Theobroma umbraticum, 1506 nucleotides. It is a transcript of the gene LYSOPL2, whose product is annotated as lysophospholipase 2. NCBI's taxonomy places the organism in Eukaryota, Viridiplantae, Streptophyta, Magnoliopsida, Malvales, Malvaceae. The record is from RefSeq and is a predicted model, not a curated record.